Messenger RNA from Mesorhabditis spiculigera, 648 nucleotides. The record is from the annotation of a GenBank genome assembly. Lineage: Eukaryota; Metazoa; Nematoda; Chromadorea; Rhabditida; Rhabditidae.
AUGAUGCUCCAGACGCCGAGCGAGAUCUCAUUGACACCAAGGGUUCCUACUAACGAUGAGAUCCUACAUCGACUCCCUGCAACUCCUGAAAAUGUUGGCCGAGUUAUGCAUUCUGACGCCACCACCUUCUGGCCCCAGAUGCAGCAAAUCGGGCUGCUGGAUGAGAUCGUAGACACGAUGCUGUCGGAGCUGGAUACGAUCCGGAACGAGACCCGAGUUCACAAUAUUACUCCAAGAGUCUGUGCAACCCUCUCCCGUCUCUGCUCCUCCCUUGACCUCACUCCGAUCGUCGCAGCAAAGUUGCGAAGUCGUCCUCCCCCGCCUCCUCCACCGCCACAGCCGAUGUUCCAGGCUCUUCCGACUUCCGACCUGGUAAGUGGUGAGCGAAAACGAAGCCUGGAUGAAGCCCUUUUGUCCCGACAGCUUGGAGCCGCCGGGAUGAUGCCUGAGCUGAAGAAGCCGAGGGCACAGUACCCGCAGAUGGUUCAGUCGCCGCUGAUCGAGGCGCUUUUGAAGGUCCAAACCACCUACCAAAUGCACCAGACGCCGUUCGCCAACAUGGACCUAUUGCUGAAGUUCGCCUCCCAGCCCCCGGCGAUGAACAUGGGCGACGCUGCCGGGCUGCCAAUUGCAUCACUUUUCAUGGUG